AUCUUGCCACUGAAGGAUCCGGCCUCUCGGUGGAGCCCGGACCAGCACCAGGGAAGGUGCUGGCUGUACACAGCAGUCAGACAGGUGUUGCAUGGCACCUGCAGGCUGUGAGGUGUGGACAGAGCUUGGGGCCCCGCCUGGUCCCUGGUGCUCCAGAGUAUGAGGACGCACGUUUCAGAGGGGCCGUGUCAGAGCUGCGCGGUCAGAAGCGGGCCGUGAAAUCCCUCUGCUCCCCGGCUGGCCUGCCGGCGGUGUGCCGGGCCCUUCUCAGCCUCGGCCUCCUGCGGCAGCCUCACUGUGUCUGCCAGGGGCCCCCGUCUUCAGUUCCAUGCUCCUCCCGAAAAACUGCAGCUGCAGGAGGCAGCUUCGGGGUUCUCCGACCCCUCAGAAAUGGGAAAAAUGAGAGAAGGGCUUUACCUGGAGCCAGAUCCCAGCUCUGGUCACGGCGCUGUGCUUUGAGACACUGCAGUGUUGUGCUGAGAGCAAAAUGGACUAAGAACGGGAACCCGGGGGAGGAUGUGAUCCCAGCUCUUAAUGACCUCUCCUUCGCUGUUGCCCCCCACACCCCGCCCCUCCCCUCCAGAGAGCAGUCUCCUCCGGUGAAACCUGCCUUCACCUCCCAGAGAAUCAUUCCUUAUCAGGGAAGCUGUCACACUCUUGGGACAGCAAAAAGCGGCAGCCUGAUAGUGGAAACGCACCCGCUUUCAGCGGGUGUUACCGGGACCUCCGCGUUCUCCGCGGGGCACACGCCGCCUGCCGCCUGCGCCCACGCUGGACGCCCCCACGGCCCCACCGCUGGUGGACCAGUGCCCUCCCGGCCUGCGCCCGUCUCCGAUCCCGACUUCCGGACCGCUCCGCGUCCGGUGUGGGCGGCAGACCACGCGCAGGCCUGGGCUGGGGCGUCCGCUCCCGCCCACGGGAGACCCUUCACUCCGGGGCCGGGCGGACUGAGACGGUCCCGGCGGCCGGCUGAGUGCCAGUCUCGCGUCUGUCUGCCCUGUCUGUAUGCGGGCUCAGCCCUGCUCGGGGGGUGGGGGGAGCCGAGGAGGCAGUGCUGCGGGGCCUGCAGCCAACCCUUGGGGGCAGCGAGGGCUGGGACGACGGCUCGCUGCUGCUGUUACUCAUCGUGUGGCCCUGGGCCCACGGCUGCAGCUCUUUUGUUUCUCUUCCGCGAAACGGAGACAAAGGUGCGAUCUGGACCCGUCACUGCCACCUCGGCGCCCUUCCCCUUUCGCUGUCGAAGGCGAAGGGGGUGCGGCUGUCGAAGGCGUGAGGCCUUGUGA
This is a messenger RNA of Rangifer tarandus platyrhynchus (Svalbard reindeer), 1283 nucleotides long. The record is from the annotation of a GenBank genome assembly. Lineage: Eukaryota; Metazoa; Chordata; Mammalia; Artiodactyla; Cervidae.